Messenger RNA from Brassica rapa (field mustard), 4124 nucleotides. RefSeq names its product anthocyanidin 3-O-glucoside 2'''-O-xylosyltransferase. Lineage: Eukaryota; Viridiplantae; Streptophyta; Magnoliopsida; Brassicales; Brassicaceae. Gene Ontology annotation, molecular function: UDP-glucosyltransferase activity. The record is from RefSeq and is a predicted model, not a curated record.
UCAUAAUAACCCGGGUUCGAUUCUUUCCUUCGCAUUGUUUUUCAUUUUUUACGAAAAAAUAAAUGAGAUGACGUGGUAAUUUCGGGCUCUCUGAUUGGUUGAUUUUUUUAUCCUACGUGGACACCCUCUCCAUGGCUUAUAUUUGCCUUUUAGUAUAGUAUAGAUUUUUCAUCAUCCAUUUCUUUCGAAUUUUUUAUUUGCUUUAAGAGAUUUAGUUUCAUAUUCAGUUACGAUAACAUGCGAGAAGACUGAUUCAAACAUCAUCACUCAUUUCCCUUCUUUCACCAAGCUCUAAGAAAAAAUUGAAGUUCAGAUAUGCUUACUCUUUUCUAAUCAAUCAUGUAAAUACCUUUUGAGUUCAGUUAUGAAAUUGACUUUGCUAAUUAUGUCGACAAUGUGAGUACAUCCUAACAUUAAUCAGCUCACCCGAUUGCAGAACUCGGUUCAACCUGUUCACCUAACGAUUGUAGAUGAAACGGUAAAGACUAAUGGAAAGUGGACAAAAAUGUUGAUCAAAAGCAAAAAGAAGAAGUUUCAAACAUACCAGCCAUGAGAAAAAGAUCAACUGCUGCAAUACGAGAGAGAGAGAGAGAGAGGCAACGAAAGAAACAGAAUAUGGAUUUAGCAAUAAAAGAAACGGAAAAUGGAGAGGAUAAUAACAAACACAAAAUAAUAUUAUAAAAUAUUUGAAAUCUGUUAGUUGACAAAAAAGAAGAAGAUAAACUCUGUAGAAAUUUAAAACUAUCUUCAUUCUUCAGUUAAAAAAAAUCUAAUAAUCUACAAAACUCUUUUAACGUUACGUUUUAAAAUAAUUAAAUCAGCAGGACUCUUUUUAAAUUGAAAAUACUGUUUAGUUUUUUUUUAAAAAAAUAUUGAUGUAGUCGACAUAUGAAAAAAAAAAUAGGGCCAUUAACUAAAAUGGGCUGAAUCCAAAACCCAAGGCACAACACAUAAAUUCCGGUCUUGUCUUUUUGUUUGCUGACACGAUACACCUCGUGUUUGCACUUACCACUUACCCGGCAGCUAUACUUGCCAAGUCACUUCAUUGGCUAUCAGCCACCACCAGGAGGGACCCACCAAUCCUGGUUCGUGUAUUUAUUUACGUCGAAAACACGCAAACACAUAGGAAAAAAAGUUUUUUAUUUAUAUAGUAAAAGAAAGUACAAAAAGGUACAAAAAAGCUAGAAGAAAAAACAAAGAAAUGGGCGAUUUUGGAUCCGAUGGAUCGUCAAGCAUGAGCAUUGUAAUGUAUCCGUGGUUAGCAUUUGGUCACAUGACUGCUUUUCUUCACCUCUCCAACAAGCUUGCAGAAAAAGGGCACAAGAUCGUUUUCUUGCUCCCCAAGAAAGCUCUAGACCAGGUCAAACCUCUUAACCUCUACCCAAAUCUCAUAUCUUUCCACACCAUCUCAAUUCCUCAUGUCAAAGGGCUACCUCCCGGUGCUGAGACCAACUCCGACGUACCAUUUUUCUUGACCCAUUUGCUUGCGGUUGCAAUGAACCAAACCCGGCCCGAGGUAGAGACAAUUCUGCGUACAAACAAACCGGAUUUGGUUUUCUACGAUUCCGCUGAUUGGAUACCUGAAAUCGCUAGACCGGUCGGUGCUAAAACUGUUUGCUACAAUACCGUCAGCGCUGCGUCAAUAGCCCUAACUCUUGUCCCUGCUGCGGAGCGAGAGAUCAUUGAUGGGAAGGAAAUGUCAGCGGAGGAGUUAGCUAAACCGCCUCUAGGUUACCCGUCUUCAAAAGUCGUCUUGCUUGCGCGCGAAGCAAAAACCCUAAGCUUCGUCUGGAGGAGACACGAGGGCAUUGGUUCUUUCUUCGAUGGGAAAGUUACUGCGAUGAGAAACUGCGAUGCGAUCGCUAUAAGAACUUGCCGUGAGACGGAAGGCAAAUUCUGCGAUUACAUCGAGAGCCAAUACAACAGACCGGUUUAUCUAACCGGACCGGUACUCCCCGUAGACGAACCUAAUAAGACUUCCUUAGAGCCUCGAUGGGCUGAUUGGUUAGCCAAAUUCAAGCCUGGUUCUGUUGUGUUCUGCGCUUUCGGUAGCCAACCCGUUGUAGAAAAGAUAGAUCAAUUUCAAGAACUCUGUUUAGGGCUUGAAGCAACCGGUUUACCGUUUCUGGUCGCGAUAAAGCCGCCUUCAGGUGUGUCAACGGUGGAGGAAGCGUUACAUGAAGGGUUCCAAGAGAGGGUUCGUGGACGUGGCGUUGUGUACGGAGGUUGGGUUCAGCAACCGAUGAUAUUGGACCAUCCUUCAGUGGGCUGUUUCGUUAGCCAUUGUGGGUUUGGUUCGAUGUGGGAGUCUUUGAUGAGUGAUUGCCAGAUGGUUUUGGUGCCGCAGCACGGUGAACAGAUAUUGAACGCGAGGCUGAUGGCAGAGGAGAUGGAGGUGGCGGUGGAGGUUGAGAGGGAAGAGAAUGGGUGGUUUUCACGGCGGAGUUUGGAGGAUGCCGUGAAGAGUGUGAUGGGUGAAGGUAGUGAGGUUGGUGAGAAAGUGAGGAAGAAUCAUGACAAAUGGAGAUGUGUUUUGAGCGACUCUGGGUUUGCUGAUGGUUAUAUCAGCAAGUUUGAACAGAACUUAACUGAUCUUGUGAAGUCAUGAAUGAUCAUUUUUAUUCUUUCCACUUGGCUUGGUUUAAUUUGGUUAUGUUCGUGUUUUAGCCAUGGUUUAAGAUAUAUUUGUAAAACAUGUUUUAUUUCUUUCGCAAUUCUCAUAAAAUUAGCUGAUUAGGGAAUUACUUCCUGAAGCUGAUAAAUCUAUAUUGUAUUCCCUUUAUGGAAAUUAUCAACAAAUUUUAAUGUCUCUGUCGAUAUUAAGUGACUACAAAUUCUUUGCAAAAAAAAAAAAAUUUGACUACAAACUUAAUUUCUAUGAUAUUUAUUUUAAUUUUUAAAUAAAAACAGAGGAUUAGCUUGUAAGAAAAACAAAUCACAGAAUUUAAUCAAUGGACAAUUGUAUAAUUGUUAUUGUCGUUACAUUACCACUUUCAGUUAUUCAUUAGUAAUGCAUAAUGAUUUUUCUUGUGGUUAGGAGCUCCAUUUCCACUUUACCUUGCUUGUAAGAACAAAUGAUUUCAAAUUCUUGUAUCGUUUUUCUAUCUAAGGAGAAGAGAUCCAAGAAUAAAGGCACGCUUUAGUCUGCUAAUGGCAAUCUUGUGUUCUAAAUUACAAAGCUUUGAUUGGACCUUUAUAUUUGAUAUUAAACCUUUGGGUUUGAUUUUGAUCUGAAUCAUAAUAUGUGGUGUCGAAACGUCACCUAUGUCCAUUUUGCUUUGUACCAAACCACUUUUUAGUAUGAAAAGCACAAAGUCUAUUUUAGCAACAAAAAAUAGAAGCACAAAGUCUAACAGCGAGAAGGCAGGGCGCGACGUUUGGGAAGAAUGCUAGACCUUUUGUUCAAAAGCACCAUAUUCACUUCUUUUUCUUUUCUUGUUAAAAGGAAUCCAUGGUUCCUACCUCUUGUAUCUUUUUCCUAUUUAUAGAAGGGUUUUUAGCAAUGAAACUCCUCAACUAAAGAUGAAUUGUAAAUAAAUCCGUCAACUAAAAAUUUGAUGAAAAAAUCUUCAAUUUUAAUUCCGUUAACGUAUGUCACCCUUCGUGACGGUACUUUAGACGGAGGGUGACAAACAUUAACGGAAUUUAAGUUGAGGGUUUUUUUCGUCAAAUUUCAAUUGAGGGAUUAUUUUGCGAUCCCUUUUAAGUUGAAGGGUUUUAUUACUAAAUGAUAUUAAAUGUUUAAAAGUCUUUAUUAUCAUUUAUGCAUUAUUUAAAACUCUUACAAUAAAUUUGUAAGCCUUUAAAAAUAAUUUAAAUUUUUUUAUACAUUACUUUAUCAAUUUUAUAAUCGAAUUACAAAGCUUUAUAACUAUUUUAAUACUUUUACAAAUGAUUAAUAAUGUUAACAUUGAUUUUAUAAGAUUAAAGAUAUAGUUGUUCGCCAUACUAUAAAAACAUGAAGUAAAUAAAUAAAACAAGAAAUGUAAAUUAAAGAUAUUGCUUUAUUGAUUAAUAUAGUAGGAGUAUAAUAUAUUAGUUCGGAAAUAAAAGAGGAGGAAAUAAUUGUGCAUUAUUUUUCCGGAAGCAGAAAGAAAGCAUGACUCGAAGUCCAAAAAUUGUGU